AUGCGCUCGGGGGGGUACUGGUACUUCGAGUACCCCAACUGGAGCUAUCUCGAUGGAAUGUACUCUCUGAUCCCGUUUCUCUUGUCCUACACCGCUCACUUCGAUCCUAAGAAUGAGACUGUUACCGACGAUGUCAUUCACCAACUUGAUCUGCUUUGGACUCACUGCUACCAAAACGAAUCCGGUCUCCUUGUUCACGGCUACGAUGCGUCAAAAACUGCGUCGUGGGCGAACCCAGUCACCGGGGCUAGUCCAAUUGUCUGGGACCGCUCUUUAGGAUGGUAUAUCAUGGCGCUCGUGGAUAGCUUGGAGCUUUCGCUGCCAUUCCCCCCAACGCUUCGGAGAUUGAUUCAACUGGCCGAAUCUGUGAUCUCAGCCGCCGAUCCGAAGACAGGAUGCUGGUGGCAAGUUAUGACUCUUCCCAACAAGCAGGGGAAUUACAUCGAAUCUAGCGGGUCGGCAAUGUUUACGACCGCUUUAUUCAAAGCAGCUCGACUAGGCUAUAUGCCCAAAAACCUUGCUGCCGAAGCAAGGAAGGCAGCGGGAAGAUGCUAUAACCACCUUGUUGACGCGUUUGUGGUCAAAAAUGAGAAUGGCACACUGGAUUAUAAUGGGACUGUCUCUAUUUGUAGCUUGAACUCUUCGGCUUCUUAUGAGUACUAUGUCUCGCAACCUCUUCUUUACAACAGCGUUCAUGGGACGGCAGCUUUUGUGCACGCGAGUCUAGAGCAAGAGAUGCUGGAUAACGCGGAAACUUCCUCGCAGAGAUGA
This is a messenger RNA of Penicillium waksmanii, 771 nucleotides long. RefSeq lists its product as uncharacterized. Gene Ontology annotation, biological process: carbohydrate metabolic process. The transcript has 3 exons. NCBI's taxonomy places the organism in Eukaryota, Fungi, Ascomycota, Eurotiomycetes, Eurotiales, Aspergillaceae. The coding region runs from base 1 to 771 and encodes 256 amino acids. The record is from RefSeq and is a predicted model, not a curated record.